Molecule: messenger RNA, 1038 nt
Organism: Cladophialophora yegresii CBS 114405
Lineage: Eukaryota; Fungi; Ascomycota; Eurotiomycetes; Chaetothyriales; Herpotrichiellaceae
Exons: 1
Coding region: 1-1038 (345 amino acids)
Biological process (GO): DNA repair
Source: RefSeq, a predicted model, not a curated record
AUGGCCAAGAGGACGCUCGACAGCUUCUUCGCCACCACGCCAAAGAAACCACGACUCGAAGCCGCGUUGCAACCACAACUACAACCACAACCACAACCACAAUCACAACCACCAGUAUCAUCAACCCCAUAUCCAAACCCAAACCCAUCCCCAUCCCAAUUUACGAAUCAUCCAACCUACCCGUGGCCAAUCCCGCAUUUAUCAGCGCAUAUCUCCCGGGAAUUCGAACCCCAGGUGACAGCUCAAGGCCGCGAAAUCAAAGACCAACCACACCUCGACCUGCUAUAUUUCCAGCCCUUCAUCCCCAAAUCCAUCGAAAGGGAGGUCUUCCAUUUUCUGCGCUCGGAGCUCUUCUUCUACCGCGUCCGGUACACCAUCAAGCGCUUCGGCAAGGAGACGGUGAUCAACACGCCACGCUUCACGACGGUGUUUGGCCUGGACGCCACGAGCCGGUUCGUCGACGACGGCGACAGCGUCCGAAUCGUCGGAUUUCCCGACAACAGGACCGUGAGGCGGGAUAAGUACCGCUGCAAGCCGCGCCCGAUUCCGGAGUGUUUGGACCUGUUGCGCCGGGUAACGGAGGCGAACACCAACACCGCCUACAACUUCUGUUUGGUGAACUAUUACGCCUCGGGAAGUGAUAGCAUUUCGUUCCACAGUGACGACGAGCGCUUCUUGGGGGAGAACCCGGCGAUCGCUUCAUUCACGCUGGGCGCGAAGAGGGAUUUCCUGAUGAAGCAUAAACCGCCUAAAGAGGGCGAGGCGAAGCUCGAAACGAGGGACAUCAAGCUGGCGCUUGGGAGCGGGGAUAUGGUGCUCAUGCGCGGUCCCACGCAGGCGAACUGGUUGCAUAGCAUACCGAAGCGUAAGGGUGGCGAGGCGGACCGGGGAAGGAUCAACAUCACGUUCCGGCGAGCGAUGGUCCCGGCCGGCACGGAGAACUAUUAUCGGUAUAAUGUCGGCGAGGGCGGUUGUUAUAAGUGGGAUAGCUCGAGGAAGGAGAUGAUGCCGUGGGUGAGAGCAGGUGAUGCGGGUUGA